AUGCUGAACAAACCCGGCGACAUCGACAUCCGCCCCUCCAAGGUGCACGUGCAAGUGUACUCCCAGCGCGGCGCUCUGCUCGCCGACUCCUCUUCACCGGUGGAGCUGGACGAAUUCCGCUGCCCAACACGAUACUACCUGCCUCGCGAUGAUGUGAAGUGGGACCAGCUUGAGAAGACCGACACAGUCACCAAGUGUCCGUACAAGGGCACUUGUGACCUGUACUGGGCUGCGAAGGACGAUGAACUCGCGAAACCGAUCGCGUGGGAGUACGCCGACCCCCUACCCGCUGUGGACGCUAUCAAGGGCCGAGUCGCAUUCUGGAACGAGCAGGUCAAGCUCCUCAUCGACGGCGUCGAGUGGAGGAAGGGAAAUGAGCAGAGCCACAAGGGACAGAAGUGA
Molecule: messenger RNA, 402 nt
Organism: Trichosporon asahii var. asahii CBS 2479
Lineage: Eukaryota; Fungi; Basidiomycota; Tremellomycetes; Trichosporonales; Trichosporonaceae
Exons: 1
Coding region: 1-402 (133 amino acids)
Source: RefSeq, a predicted model, not a curated record